Mobula hypostoma (lesser devil ray) is the source of this 2606-nucleotide messenger RNA. RefSeq names its product bMERB domain-containing protein 1-like. Lineage: Eukaryota; Metazoa; Chordata; Chondrichthyes; Myliobatiformes; Myliobatidae. The coding region runs from base 247 to 1065 and encodes 272 amino acids. The transcript is spliced from 6 exons. Gene Ontology annotation, cellular component: microtubule cytoskeleton. Gene Ontology annotation, biological process: negative regulation of microtubule depolymerization. The record is from RefSeq and is a predicted model, not a curated record.
GUGAAACAACGCGACUUGUAUUUGGCGCCGUUUCUGCGCAAUGCAGUCCGACUCUUGGAGCCCGCAUCGUGCGCGCCUGGACUGUAACCACCGACAACGACAGUUCGUAGAGCUUUUAGAUCCGAAACGUUUUCACAGCUCUCUCCCUCGCUGCAUGAGGGUUAUCAAUUUGAGUUCUCUCCUGCAAGCAGCGAAGCAGGGGCUGGGUUGCACAAGAAACCAGCGUCAUAAAAUUCAUAGUGAGGAAUGUGGAAAUUUCUGGCCACCAAGAUGAGAAGGUUUCCUUGGAUCUCCAACGUGGCUUUUUACAGCUGCGUCUUCGCGGCGGGGGAUCUGGCUCAGCAGAAUCUCUCAAAAAAGGCGAAAGUGGACUUUAAACAAACACGAAAUGUCACCACUCUGGCGUUGACCUUUCACGGCCAUUUCUUCUACCUGUGGAUGAAGACCAUUGAGAGCGUGUUUCCCGGCGCCACGGCGGGCGUCGUUCUGCGGAAGCUGGCGUGUGACCAGCUGAUCGGCACUCCCGCCGGUAUCAGUGCCUUCUACAUAGAUCAGCUUGACAUUAUCUCCAUGGCUGAUUUGACUACAACUCCAGACGAAAUUGAGAUGGAAAUGGCACGGAUCCAACGGCUUCGGGAGGUGCUAGUCCGGAGGGAAUCAGAGCUGCGAUUUAUGAUGGAUGACAUUCAGCUGUGUAAAGAAAUAAUGAAUCUAAAGCAGGAGCUCCAGAAAUUAGUCUCCAUUCCAGAAAAGGAUAAAUGCGAAGAGGACAAACAGAAGGAGGAUAUGCUGAUUCAGAAAAUCCAUAAAUUAGUGGAGAAAAGGGACUUUCUGGUUGAGGACGCAGAGGUGGAGAGAUUAAGAGAAAGAGAAGAAGACAAGGAAAUGGAAGAGUUUCUCCAAUCUAAGUUAAGACCUCUAAAAUACGUAACUAAGAUACCUCUGGAGGCUCCAAAAGAGAUGUCAGCAGUUAAGGAACCUCCUCCAAACAAACCAUCAGUCACCAAAGCUGGAAUGGCCUUAAUAAAAGAUUGCUGUGGAACUACACAGUGUAACAUUAUGUAGCUCCCGUGAAUCAUAUUUGAAUUUCCUAAGUAUUUGUGAAAGAGAAUUGCAGCUAGGUUGGACAAGUAACAGCUGACUAUACCAUACUGCGAUAAAAGACUGUGUUGAAGUGAGUCUGCCCUUCAUGCAUGGAUCACAAACUCUGCAUGCUAAAAAGCAAAGUACAUCUCGUUUCCACUGGUAGAAUGUGAACUUUUUAUACCUGGCAUGUGAGAUAACAAAGUAGUUUUAUGAUAUUGUUCCAGAAGUAAUAACAGGAUGCAUAUACCACUUAUAAAAUUUCCUACCAACACUAAUAGGAUUUUACACGGUUUUCAAUGGAACAACUCUUCCAGGCUUAUUUCAUAUUCCUCUAGAUUUUGCCAGGCAUUUCAGCCGGGGACUCACAAUUACAACACUUUGCUGUGAAAGAGCAUAUUCAGCUACUGAAAGUCAGGUAACAAACUUUACAAAACUUAAACUCAGUGACUGUAACAGGGAUAGAGACACAUUCUGUCCUGCAGAAAAAUGUAAAGUGACCAAGUAGAGAUAGUCAUGUAUAAUUUAAAAUGUUCUUAUUGUAGUACAAUUGUUUCCUUAUUGAUGAAUAUGAUAUUGUUAAUGUACUAUAAAAUUGAGAUUCAUCAGUAAUCAAAUAUAGAGUGAAGACAUUGUUAGAAUGUUGUAAAUUCUGCAAUUAAGGAGUCUUUUAAAAAUGAGCUUGGGGUCAUGGUGAAGAAAUUCAUCUUCGGGAGAAACACAAAAAUCAGUGACAAUUGAUCUUUGCCUGAAGAUGAAUUUCUCCCCAAUGUCCUUGUAAUUAAUUUGAUUACUUUUUUUUUCUUUUCUCUUGUUGGUUAUAUUUGAAUAAAUGUUCCCUUUCCUUUUGUGUACCAUUUUCUCCUUGGCAUAGAAACAACUUCAGAGGCUCAUUGGCUCCAAUGGUAGAAGGCGGUGAGAGCACAUGAAAUGUGGUAGAACUGAAACCAAUUCCCAACACAUUUGCACGCAACAUAGAUGAAAGUGAACUUUAGUCUUUCUCCUGACUCAUUGUGAUCUCAUAUUUAAAUAUGACUAAAUCCAAUAUUUGUUCUUACUUAAUGUAGAAUCUUAUCUAUUGCCACAUUCUAUUUUAAUGAAAUGUACAAUUAUUGAAAUGUGGUUAAACAGUUGUGCAUUUAGGCUCGGAUCACAAUAAAGGUAUUUGCUUGGAAAUGAAACAUUUCUCUGCUUUGUAGGGGAAGAGUAGUUGUGAAAAGUUUUUUUUUAAAAAAAGCUGAUAUUGGAAAUCUGAUAAACAGAAAACAUUGGAAAUAUUUCACAUUCUGGCAACAACUACGUAAAUAGAAAUAAAGUUCAUAUUUAAGGUAAAAGAUCCUGUCAGAACUGGGAAGUGAGAAAGCAAGUUAGUUUUAAAAUGCAGAAAAGAUGGGUGAACAAAUAGAUCAGACAAAGAGGUAUGGUGAUAUUUUGGUUGCUAUGUCAGUGAGCUGUUAUUGAAGCCAUCUGCUUGAUUGGGGAAUGGGUAGUGAGCAGACUUCUGAGUAGAUAAGGAAAUGUCA